Messenger RNA from Suillus subaureus, 1284 nucleotides. RefSeq lists its product as uncharacterized. The record is from RefSeq and is a predicted model, not a curated record. The transcript has a single exon. The annotation marks the transcript as partial. Lineage: Eukaryota; Fungi; Basidiomycota; Agaricomycetes; Boletales; Suillaceae.
CUAAUUCAGAUAUCUGUCAAUGGCUCAAAUUCUGUGCCUGACAUCAACACCCUCUCCUCAUAUACGGGAUUUUCCUCUUUGACGGUCUGGAUUCAAACACUUGCCUACGCUAGCCUCGCGUUUAGCGUCUUGGCCGCGUUUGGGGCAGUCUUGGGAAAACAAUGGCUGCACUCUUACAUGGCAAAUCGAGGACGAGGGACUCUCGAAGAGCGCGGUAUGCGCAGGCAGAUGAAGCUAGACGGAGUAGAAUAUUUCCGUCUAAGGGCUGUCUUGCAGACAUUCCUGGUGCUGCUCCAGAUUUCAUUCCUGCUCUUCGGCCUCUCGCUAAGUGCCAACGUGUGGGUCAAGCAAACCAAGAUAUCCAGUGUUGUCAUCUGCACCACAGCUUUUGGCAUUCUCUUCUACGUGGGCAUUAUCCUCAUGUCGGCAUUGUGUCCGGACAGUCCUUUUCAGACACCAGGGCCAGGGUUAUUUACGGCUAUCUGCCAAAAAAUUAUUCCAAAGACAUUCAGAUCGACUCGCAACACUGGUAGAUUUGCCAAAUCAUCCGCCAUUCGCUGGAUACUAGAGACAUUGACGAACCCGGAGGUUGUCGAGGCUGCGGCUAUGAUUGUACCUUGCGUGCAAUGGCCCCCGAGCCUUGAUGUUUCAACAGUCUUCGCACGUUUACGUCGUCAUUUUAUGGCGUGUCGUGACACUGACAAGGAAGAGCUAUAUGUAAAGUAUGGCAAAGCUAUGGCCCAUCUUUGCAUCCAGUCGGGGAAAAUCAGUCGGGGACUUUUGGAAUUUUAUUCAGACAAUAAAUUUCAGACAACCCAAAGCCGUUUGGUGCACGAUGCGUUCAUGGCUGGUCGUGCCGCCUACAAUCAGUUCAAGAAGUCAUGGGCAGAAGACGCUAAACCGAAGCAUCGGGCCAGUGCACGUACUGCUCUGAGAACAAUGCUUGUCCAUGGAUUGUCCUUUAGACUUUCAUGUCCGGACGAUGAAGAGUUGACUUGGAGAGGUGAUCUACAAUGGCGUUACAGUGAUGGGCAUACGCCCAGCUGUGAAGAAUUCGAUUGGCUCGUCGAUUACCUGGCGGAUGGUGCAGAGUACCCCACAGACGAUGAAACAGAAGGUGAUGCUUUGCUAGCACUGAGCGCCAUGCGUGGACUAGGGAGCUCUACCAGGCGACUGUCCUACAUCAGGUCGCUUAUCCGCUGUAUGGACUCUCCCAGACCUCCCCGAGUCCGGCAUAGCGCGCUUAGAGCUGUUUUUGAAGCUCGAGAAGAACUAGCUUCUAUA